AUGAGUGAAAAAGUUCAGUUUAUUGAUAUCCUUGCUCCCAUAAAUACACAAUUUGGAAUUGUUAAAUUUAUGACUCGGCCAUGGAAUCCAAAACCAACUUUAAUCAUGGAUAGUUAUUACACUCCAGAAGAAUUAAAAAAAAUUGUAGUACGUUCAACGUACAUAGAUUCCUUUAUCGAAGCGGAGAGUAUCAGGAGCGGGGUACGUAAAGAGGAGUUGGUAAAGAAGGUAAAGGCGCACCUUGAAGAAAUGGGCUUAGACAAGAAGAUGCAUUUAACUAGAUGGCUGGGAAUUGUGUCGCUGAAGAUUGCUUUUAUGAUGAAAAUAGGGAUCUUUGUCAAUGAACCAGCAAUUUUAAAGUUCAAAGAGCAAAUGGGAAAGAAUCCGGUGUUGUUUCUACCGACACAUCGCAGCUACGCAGACUUCUGCGUGUUGACCUUCAUGUGCUACUACUAUGACAUUGAACUACCAGCUGUUGCCGCCGGCAUCGAUUUCUCCUCCAUGGCGAUAGUCGGACAGCGAAUGCGAGAAACGGGAGCCUUUUUCAUCCGACGGUCUAUCGUAGGCGACCCCCUUUACGCAGCGACACUCAAGCAGUACGUACGAACGCUCGUGGCGAAGCAUUGCGCACCGAUCGAGUUCUUCGUUGAGGGCACUAGAAGCAGGAGUAACAAGAGCAUGAUGCCAAAGUAUGGUAUACUGUCGAUGAGCCUGGUACCGUACUUCACGGGCGAGGUUCCCGACAUAACGAUCGUGCCCGUCAACUUAAGUUACGACCGUAUCGUGGAGCAGACCUUAUUCGCGUACGAACACAUCGGUGUGCCCAAGCCUAAGGAAACAACUGGGGGCCUUCUCAAAGCUCUACGAAGUUUAAACGAUCAUUUCGGAUAUAUUUACGUAAAUAUCGGAACAGAAAUAUCACUUAAAGAGUAUUUAGGAAAUCAAAACUUUGUAACGAGCGAUUCGUCGAAGCCCGUAAGCCUGCAGCAAUUGACACCUGAACAGCAAUCACAAGUCCAAGAUGUUGCGCACGAAGUUGUAUCUUUGCAGCAAAACAUCGUUGUGGCAACCAUAUCAAAUUUACUAGCAUUAGUGUUGAUGGAUUGUUUAGUCAGAAGUGAAGCGCUAGAUCUUGAUCGCUUUUUGGAAGAACUAGAAUGGAUGGUAGGAGUACUAAAUGGGCUAGGGGCAUCUGUGUACGAGAGCGAUGUUAAGAAGAGUCUACAAAGGAUCUUGGUGGUACAUCACCAAAUGGUGUCAAUGGACAGAGAAAGGCGGUUGCGGCUUGUGGCUGGCGACUUAAUGGAGGUUUCUAAUGAAGUCAAGGCGAAAAUGAAAGGUCAUAUUCUAAGUGCAGAGACAAUGGCAUAUGCAAUACCCAUUAUACAACUACAAAUGUAUAUAAACCCAGUAUUACACCACAUAGUGCCGCCUGCGCUUGUUUAUGUUAUCGUUAAAAGAGGGAUCAUUAUUAGGGAGAAACUGGCCACUGAUUACCAUUUGUUAAGAAAAUUGUUAAAGCAUGAAUUUUUUCACAUCGAUCGGACUGAAAAAGAUAUAUUUAAUAAUGCCAUUGAGUACUGCAUACGGAACAAUAUAAUUGUUGAAAACGAAAACGCGUUGACAGUUGGCGACGCGGAGAAGUUGCAGUUUUUGUUGAAAUGGUCCGUGUAUCCAGCUCUCACAACGUUGAUGGUGUGUCAAGAUGUCAUGAUUGAGAAAGAGAGAUGUGAAAACAAACAAUUACUGAAGCUGAUCCAACAGCGAGUGGAAGCAAGCGGUCUCCAUCCAUACUGCCUCAGCCUAGAAGCAACGGCUAAUUGCUUGCAAGGGCUAGUGCUUGCUGGCGCACUUAUACGACACAAAAAGGAAAAGGAAAUGCUAUUUGAAGUUGUACCAGCUACAAUGAAUAAUUGCCGUCAACUGGUCAGCUCCGUGCUGCCCGCUAUGAACGUUCAGUUUGGCCGAGACAAUGCAGUUUUCAUGUUUAACGUAAGGGUCUCGUCUAGGUUAUAA
Messenger RNA from Parnassius mnemosyne (clouded apollo), 2016 nucleotides. The record is from the annotation of a GenBank genome assembly. Lineage: Eukaryota; Metazoa; Arthropoda; Insecta; Lepidoptera; Papilionidae.